Messenger RNA from Arachis duranensis, 2500 nucleotides. Its product is annotated as zinc-finger homeodomain protein 6. The coding region runs from base 1021 to 2103 and encodes 360 amino acids. Gene Ontology annotation, biological process: regulation of developmental process; regulation of DNA-templated transcription. The transcript has a single exon. Gene Ontology annotation, molecular function: DNA-binding transcription factor activity; transcription cis-regulatory region binding. Gene Ontology annotation, cellular component: nucleus. NCBI's taxonomy places the organism in Eukaryota, Viridiplantae, Streptophyta, Magnoliopsida, Fabales, Fabaceae. The record is from RefSeq and is a predicted model, not a curated record.
AAGAGAAGAGAAGGGCAAUAAUUAAAAACUGAAGGAGGGGCGGGCCAGGGGCCAUGGGUCAGGGUGCGUGCGUGCAGUGGAGUGCAGGGUGUGAGAAAGAGAGAGAGAGGGAGAGGACCAACAUGCCCUUGUCGGUUGUUCUGCAAAGACAAGCUCUUUAUUAUUCUCCCCCCCACUAAAUUCAAUUCUGAGUGCGGUGUGUUCCUUUCUUUCUUAAUUCUUAUGGCCUUGGAUGGCUGGUAGGAAACAAAUACAUACCCCCUUCUACCAUUUAUUUCUCAUCAAAUCAAAGAUUAAGAAUAAUAACACCACAUAUGCCUUUUCCUAAUCAAUCUGUUUAUUAACUUCAUUCUCACUCUCUCUCCCAAGCUGUUGCUGUUGCUGUUGUUGCUGGUGCAAAUACCCGAGCUUAUUCUUAUUCAUCAAAUCAAAUCAAAUCUUGUAGUUCUAUCUAUGAGAUUAAUAAUUUAAGUUGCGGAGGUGAGUCUUAUAUACUAGUAUAUUAUUAUAUAUUAUAUUAGGUUCUUCUCAGCUAGCUAGGGACCCUGCUUAUGCCAUCUAGUCUAUGUAUAAUGUAUGCUUCUUUUGUCCUUUUCCUAUGCUAGUUAUUUUUUUGUUCUCUAAAUAAAUAUUAUUAGGCAAUUGUGUGCGGUUGCUAUAUAAACAGUUAAAUCACUUGCUUAGAAGAUUAGGAUUGUGAUUAGUGAGAAUUGGUUGGUGGGAUUAAUAUUAGCUCCCAGAACGUCAAUAUCAGAACAAUAAGCUAAGAAAAAAAAGAAUAGUUGUAAGUAAUUAUAUCAUCCUUGAUUGAGAUUUGAGCUUCCUCCCUCUUGGAGUAGAUUAGAUGGGAUGAAUUAGGGUACAACAACAAACAGCAAGAUCCAUCCACAACCAUAGUUAAAUUUGAAAAAAGAAAAGGUCAUGAAGAGAUGAUGAUGGUUUAAGUGUGCGGAUCAAGGGUGGCUAAAUUAGAUCCAUGCCAUCAGCUGCAAAUUAAGGAAAAGGAAGCAAUAAUAUUUGAUGGAAAGAAGAGGGGAAGAGGAUAAGGAAUUAGAGAUGGCAACAAUAACAGCAACAGCAACAACAACAACCACUUUGGGUAGUUAUAGUGUUGUUGUUGUUCCAAACAACAACAAUAACAGGGAUUCUUCUUCUUCAACUUCUUCAAAGUUGUCUUCUCCAACUGUGGUUGGAGCUUCUGAAACAACUCACCAACCAUCUCAAACUCACUCAUUAGUCUUCCACCACCAUGAUCCUCCAAACCACAACCACCACCAUCAACAUCAUCUCUAUCCUCAUCUUCAGCCACCCAACCAACAAUCUCUAAGACCAACCUCAGAUCCAGAUCUAACCUCGUCUCCUAUUGCCACAACAGCACCGCAGCCGCCGCCACCACCACCACACGCAGCUGCAACAACCACCACAGCAUUAGCAAGGUACAGAGAAUGUCUGAGAAACCACGCAGCCAGCAUGGGGAGCCAUGUGGUGGAUGGUUGUGGAGAGUUCAUGCCAAGCGGAGAAGAAGGCACCCCGGAAUCACUCCGGUGCGCCGCCUGUGAGUGCCACCGUAACUUCCACCGUAGAGAGGUUGAAGGCUCCGCUCCUCAACAGCAUCACAACUAUUACCCCAACAACAACAACAACAAGCACAACGGUCACAGCACUCAUCAUCUUCUUCAGUUCCACACACCACCACCAUCUUCAUCCCUUCAUCAUCAACGAUUCUCUCAUGCUAUUGCUGCUGCUGCUCCACCAUCGGUUCAGCCGGUGAUGAUGGCGUUCGGAGGAGGAGGAGGAGGAGGAGCGGCGGAAUCCUCUAGCGAAGAUCUGAACAUGUUCCAUCAUCAGUCAAACGCAUUAGGAGGGCAAUUCUCAGUGCAGCAAGCAUCAGCGUCAAAGAAGAGGUUCAGGACAAAGUUCACACAGCAGCAGAAAGAUAGAAUGAUGGAGUUCGCUGAGAAGCUUGGGUGGAAGAUUCAGAAACACGAUGAGCAAGAAGUGCAGCAGUUUUGUUCUCAAGUUGGUGUGAAGAGGCAAGUUUUCAAGGUUUGGAUGCACAACAACAAGCAAGCUAUCAAGAAACAACAGCAGCAUCACACGUAAGCAAAAAAAUCAUUGUUUAUUAGAGGAAUUACUUGUUUUGUUUUCUUGUCCUCUCUUCAUCUUUUCUUGUUCUUUGCAUAACAAAUAAGAACCAAAGAAAGAAUUAGAAUUGAAAAAUGAUUUUCAUUUUUAUUAGUGAAUAACUAUAUAGAUCAUUUAGAAGAUGUGCAUAUUCAAAUUAAACAGAGCAAGUUAGCUUAGCUAGCUACCCACCCUAGAUACAUGGAAUUCAAACUUUCAAAGCAGCCACAUAUGACUUUCCAUUUUUAUAUAUCAAUUCUGUAUGCUCCUAUUCAAUCAAUUACUUCCAUCAUCAUCAUCAUUCAUAUGCAGCCAACAAAAUAUGCAUGGAUCAUGGAUGCAAUAAUAAUUAGUUAAAUUAAAUUCUCAGUUUCUC